Populus nigra (black poplar) is the source of this 2525-nucleotide messenger RNA. Its product is annotated as vacuolar-sorting receptor 3-like. The transcript has 12 exons. Gene Ontology annotation, molecular function: calcium ion binding. The coding region runs from base 347 to 2245 and encodes 632 amino acids. Lineage: Eukaryota; Viridiplantae; Streptophyta; Magnoliopsida; Malpighiales; Salicaceae. The record is from RefSeq and is a predicted model, not a curated record.
CAAAAAAAACAAGACACAUGCAUGCACAGAGAGUCUCAGUCACACAAAAAAUCGAAAAUAAAUCUGAGCCUUACUCGUUCGCACGCAUCACUGGUAUUUCUAUGAUGCUUCCUCUCUUUUGUCAACAACAAAUCCAACACUAAAAGAAACCCAAACUUCCUUUCCAGACUUGUUUUUUUUUUCUUACAAAACUCAAAAAAGAAAAAAGAAGAAGAAAGAAAUACCCACUGUUUGAUCUUUUGAUUAUGCUUUCAAAGAAACAAACUUUCUUCAUUCAGCACCAUUUAUAGAUCAAAACAAGCAAAGCCCACAAAAAAAUCCCAUCUCUUACCCAUUUUAAUAGAAAAUGGUAAUGGUGCUAAGGAGAUCGUCUUUGAGUCUCUUUUUAGGGUUUUUGCUGAUUUCUUUGAUAGCACCAAGAUCUAUAGCUAGAUUUGUUGUUGAAAAAAACAGUUUGAGGGUUACAUCACCAGAUAAAAUAAAGGGUACUUAUGAUAGUGCAAUUGGGAAUUUUGGGAUACCCCAAUAUGGAGGUAGUAUGGCAGGUGCUGUUGUGUAUCCAAAAGAUAAUAAAAAGGGUUGCAAAGAGUUUGAUGGAUUUGGGAUUUCGUUUCAGUCGAAGCCUGGUGCUUUACCCACUUUUGUCUUGGUGGAUCGUGGAGAUUGCUUCUUCGCUUUGAAGGUCUGGAAUGCCCAGAAGGCUGGGGCUUCUGCAGUUCUUGUUGCAGAUGACAUGGAGGAACCAUUAAUAACCAUGGACACACCUGCAGAGGACGUUUCAUCUGCACAAUACAUUGAGAACAUAACAAUACCUUCUGCUCUUAUUGAGAAAAGCUUUAGUGAAACGUUAAAGAAGGCACUUAGCAAUGGGGAUAUGGUAAAUGUGAAUCUUGAUUGGAGAGAAGCUGUUCCGCACCCAGAUGAUCGUGUGGAGUAUGAGCUAUGGACCAACAGCAAUGAUGAAUGUGGGGUUAAGUGUGACAUGUUGAUGGAAUUCGUGAAAGACUUUAGGGGUGCAGCACAGAUACUUGAGAAAGGUGGUUACACUCAGUUUACACCCCAUUACAUUACUUGGUAUUGCCCUCAAGCAUUCACCUUGAGCAGGCAGUGCAAGUCUCAGUGUAUAAAUCAUGGAAGAUAUUGUGCUCCUGAUCCUGAACAAGACUUUAGCUCAGGUUAUGACGGGAAAGAUGUUGUUCUUGAAAAUUUAAGACAGCUAUGUGUUUUUAAAGUGGCAAAUGAGACCAAAAAACCUUGGGUGUGGUGGGAUUACGUGACUGAUUUUCAAAUUAGAUGUCCCAUGAAGGAGAAGAAGUACAACAAAGAAUGUGCUGAUGCUGUAAUCAAAUCUCUAGGGCUCGAUGGUAAAAAGAUUGAUAAGUGUAUGGGAGACGCAAAUGCUAACUCUGACAACCCAGUUUUGAAAGAAGAGCAAGAUGCCCAGGUUGGAAAAGGAACAAGGGGUGAUGUAACCAUUUUGCCCACCCUUGUUGUCAACAAUCGUCAAUAUCGAGGAAAGUUGGAGAAAGGUGCUGUUCUAAAGGCUCUAUGCUCUGGUUUCGAGGAAACAACAGAGCCUGCUGUUUGUUUGAGUGGUGAUGUGGAGACAAAUGAGUGCUUGGACAAUAACGGGGGUUGCUGGCAAGAUAAAAUAGCCAACAUUACAGCCUGCAGGGACACGUUUCGUGGGAGAGUAUGUGAGUGUCCUCUUGUUGAUGGCGUGCAGUUCAAAGGAGAUGGUUACAAGAACUGUGAAGUGAGUGGAUCUGGGAGGUGCAAGAUUAACAAUGGGGGCUGUUGGCAUGAAUCCCGGGACGGACAUACCUUCUCUGCUUGUUUGGAUGUUGAUGGUGGUAAAUGCCAGUGUCCUCCAGGAUUUAAAGGUGAUGGUGUGAAAAGUUGUGUCGAUGUUGAUGAGUGCAAAGAGAGAAAAGCCUGUCAGUGCCCUGCAUGUAGUUGCAAAGAUACUUGGGGAAGCUAUGAAUGCUCUUGCAGUGGGGAUCUUCUUUAUAUCAGAGACCAUGAUACCUGCAUAAGUAAGAGUGGCACUGAAGUGAAAUCAGCAUGGACUGUGGUUUGGGUCAUAUUUAUAGGCCUGGCGAUGGUUGCUGGUGGAGGAUAUCUUGUCUACAAACAUAAAUUGAGGUCAUACAUGGACUCAGAGAUAAGAGCUAUCAUGGCACAGUACAUGCCUCUGGACAGUCAAGCAGAAGUUCCAAACCAUGUCCAUGAGGAGCGGGCAUGAAGAAAAAAACGCCCAAUCAUUAACACUCUUUUGUUGCUGGUAACAGCAGUGUUGAUGCGGUUCUACUGUUGCUCUUCUUUAUCCAUUUUUCGGCGUGAAUUUAUGUACAUGGACGAUAAGAGUGCAGAUUAGAAAUUGUUCUUCGUUUAUUAGGACUGUAAAAUCUUACACUUGAAGUAGAGAUUGGAUUUGGGGUAGACAGGAAGGGAUUUGGCUGUAACGUCCAAGAAUAUUCGUUCCCAUCCCUAAAUUUGUCACUUAAUCUAUUUUAAUUCUGUAA